AUAAGUUGUUGGCCCCAGAGAGCAUAAGGAGGCUUCCAUGCUGCAUUCUAUUGUGUGCCAUGACGCUAACAGUUGUUGACAUAGCAACAUGCAGGGCAAAUUUUGAGGCACUGAGCACACAAGAAAAGGGUCAAUGGAUCUUAAAUUGGUUUCAGAGCCAUUCAUCGUUUUCAGAGGAUGGACACUUUGACACCAAAUUUCUUGUUGGAAGCGUAACAGUUUGUUUAACCUCGUGGUUAGCCGUGCUGGGAAUCAGUAAAAGCACGUUUUAUAACAUCAGAAAAAAGUUUCAAAGAGGCGUUAUUGAAGUGGGCAGCUCUGGUCCAUUGAAGGGGAAAAUGAGCUGUGAGUCUCUCUGUGCAGUGGCCUGGUUGCGAGAGUUCUCAGCAAAUUAUGCGGAGAAACUUCCUAACGAAAUUAAAUUAAAUCUCCCCCCAUGCCUGACAAAAAAGUACGUUUAUGAACUUUACCUAGAACAAGCAUCAAACCCAGUAUCUAAGUCCCACUUCUAUAAGUUGUGGAAAAGGGAAUUGCCAUUUGUAACAAUACCAAAGCGGAGUCGUUUCUCAAAGUGCGACAAAUGCACAUUGAUAAAAGAACACCUAUCAACAUGUAGGGACAAAAGUCAGAGGGAGAAACUAAUUAAAAUGCGGGAAAAACAUUUGAGGCAACAAAAUGAGGAAAGAAAAAAGUAUUAUAAGCAUAUAUCAAAGGCAAAGAACAACCCAGAAAAAUACCUUUCGAUCAUUGUUGAUGCGAUGGACCAGAAUAAAACCUAUCUGCCACACUUCCUAUAUAAUGGGAAAUACUUGUCAAACAUGUGGAAAUUGCGACUAAACCUUAUGGGAGUGAUUAUUCAUGGGAUAGGCAUAUAUGGUUUUUUUGAUUUCUUCCAAUGGUCACAUGGCAGCAACCUUACAAUAUCCAUCCUGAUACAUUGUCUGCUUAUGUUAGAAACACUUCCAGACACUUUAUACUUACAGAUGGAUAAUUGUCCGGGACAAAAUAAGAAUCGAUUUAUACUGGGAUUCCUAUGUUGGCUGGUAGAGAUUGGCAUAUUCAAAAAAAUAAAGAUUUCUUUCCUUAUGGUGGGACAUACCCACGAGGAUAUCGACCAGGUAUUCUCCAGAUUUUCCAGCCUUCUUUCAAGGCGGAGUGUUUUGACUCUACCAAAACUAAUGACAUCUUUUGAAAAGUGUUACACUCCAACUCCAACGGGAAUAAGAACUGACAAAGUCUUCAAUGUGUCGGAAGCUUUAAACCUUGAAAACAUUUCAGGCCAUUCAAAACCUCACGUCUUUAAAAUAAUAAAGGAAAACUCCAAAGCCACUAUUUACUGGAAAAAAUGGUCAACCGAUCCGAUUUGGCAAAAAUGUGACGGAAACCUACUAAAAGACCCAAAUUUGACUUUUCAAACAAUCCGGCCAUCUCUAGAAGACUUAGAUUUUGAAAAAUUAGAAAAAGAUGUAAGGGGGUCAUUUUCAUACUUUAAGAAAGAGGAAGAUAAGCAGUGGUGGGAAGCCUUUUUUGCCGAAGACACUGCCGAUUACGAAUCAGAAGAUGAAGAAAUCUUCCCAAGAUUAUGGGUUAAAAAAAGAAAAGAGCCACUGGCCAAUAAUGAAGAAGAAGAUUUGGACAUUUCAGAUACAGAGGACGCCAUUCCCCCAGUUAUUAUUGGCAAAAGAAAAAGCAUAAAAGAUAAUAACAGCAUUUUGCCAGGUAGUAUGGCCCUAAUGGAUGUUCCAAAAUACGCGGGGGAAUGGCCUCAGAUUGGGAAAGUUGUUUCUGUAGAUGGUACAUGUAAUACCUUUAAUAUUCACUGGUAUGCAGGUAGUAAAUCAUCAUCAUGGAAGGCGUGUCGGAGGGCAGUGCAGGGAGGAAAGGGAAGGAGGGAGGAUUGGGUGGAGAGUGUUUCCAUCAAUUAUUUCAUUAUGUCAUUUUCUCUCACUCCAUCUGGGAACAUUCCAAGAAAUGUCAAGGAAGUGAUAGAUUCCUAUCACGACUAG
Molecule: messenger RNA, 2006 nt
Organism: Saccostrea echinata
Lineage: Eukaryota; Metazoa; Mollusca; Bivalvia; Ostreida; Ostreidae
Exons: 12
Coding region: 60-2006 (648 amino acids)
Source: RefSeq, a predicted model, not a curated record